Linum trigynum is the source of this 2673-nucleotide messenger RNA. The record is from the annotation of a GenBank genome assembly. NCBI's taxonomy places the organism in Eukaryota, Viridiplantae, Streptophyta, Magnoliopsida, Malpighiales, Linaceae.
GCUAAAUAUCAUGUAGUUGUAGCUCCCCAUUGUUGUCGUUAACGUUAGAAUGCAUGGCCUUCUUGUCCUUCCCACGAUAUUGUUGAAUGGUCAACGUUCCAAUACCCUCUUGCAGGCCAUGUUGUUAUUGGUUGCCUAAUUCGAGAUCAUACAGGAUGCUGCUAGGCAAAGCUCACUCUUAAUUUGGGGAUGUGCUCCAUCACCGAGGUUGAGUGGAGGGGUGAUUUAGAGGGCCUUCAGCAUUGGCGGAUUCAGCACAUAGUAGAACACUGAGCCUCAUUUAUAUAGAAAAUUAGAUACCAACUAGCACUGGGUCGAAAAAGACGUUGAGAGCUAGUGAAACAAACAUGUGUCGUUUGUUAUACUAGCAUGGACCCAAAUAAGGGUUGGGUCGUGGUCCGAGUUGGCCUCCCCCUAGAUCCCCUACUGACCUUCAGUUGGCUUGACAUGUUAUACAUAAGCGAAUCAAAGUACAACUUGAUUCUCGCUGCUUCAAAGUUGAUACAAGAACGACUAUUUGAGUAUCAGCAUGUGACAGUCAUCCUCCACUUCAGAGGGCUUAAUCAUGGCAUGAGAUUGGGAUAUAGAAAUCUCUAGUGAUUAUAGAGAGGGUAACAAGAGUAGUCGUUAUUUGGCUAGUUUGGGGCACAACUUGUCUUUGGGGUUGCAUUGUAUUUCGACGUUUUAUCAUCUCUCAUGGUUUUUAAUGUAAAUUAGGGUAUGAGUUACAUCCAUUUAUAUAUGAAAAAUCAGUUGAUUUAUAUUUUUCUUUAUUUAUGACAGGUUCUAUGAAAUCAUAAUUGAAUUCUAUCGUAUUUGAUUCAAAUGUCAAUUUGAUCAUUCAUAAUAAUGAUGAGUUGCACGAAAACAAAUUUGAUAAUUAAGGAGGGUUAUCUUAGUCAAAUGAGUAACCUCAUUAUGUUUGUUGGUUUGCACCCUAAUAAAUGAGUGGAGGAGUAUAUUGUGAUGUUGAUUUGCUAAAUUUGAUGCAGAUCUGACUAUUUAGUUAGAGCUCAAUCAGUACAACAAAGAUAAUCUAACAAAAAUUAAUAUUAGGGACUUGAUUGCAAAUUGUAAGAAGAUGUGGGAACUACCACAAAGAAAAGGAUAACUGGAUAAGGAAUUUCAACGGAAAUUUUCCCAUAAAGGAAAACCGUUACUCACGUUUACAAAGUCCAGGGAGCUGUUCGUAAUUUUACUUUCCUUUUCCUCCCGGUGGUGACCAACUACUCAAGUCAAGUCAUCACUCAAUACUUCACCAGUCGUCGCGUCGUCCGGCAGCCGAAAGAGGGAAAGAAUAUGUCAACCACAACGCGGCUGAUCUCCGGCGCUCUCAUCUGGAUCAUUGUUCUCUUCGGAACCCUAGCUUUCAUCCAGCAUCGAUUAAGCGAUCCUGGAAUUUCAUUGGAGUCCAACAAAGCCGGAGAGGAGAAGAAAUUGGCAGAGGGUUUGGAAGAAGAAGUGACUCACAAAGUAUACUUCGAUGUUGAAAUCGGCGGAGAAGCUGUGGGCCGCAUUGUGAUGGGUUUAUUUGGGAAGACAGUCCCAAAGACUGCAGAGAACUUUCGAGCACUAUGCACCGGGGAGAAAGAGAAAGGAAUGAGUGGGAAGCCUCUGAACUACAAAGGGAGCACAUUCCAUAGGAUCAUACCUCAGUUCAUGAUCCAAGGAGGGGAUUUCACGAGUGGUGAUGGACGUGGUGGAGAAUCAAUCUACGGUGGGAAGUUUGAGGAUGAGAACUUCAAGCUGAAGCACACCGGGCCAGGAAUGAUGUCGAUGGCGAAUUCUGGGCCGGAUACGAAUGGAUCCCAGUUCUUCAUCACAACAGUUGUAACCAGCUGGUUGGAUGGGCAUCAUGUGGUGUUUGGGAAGGUGCUUUCUGGGAUGGACAUUGUGCAGAAGAUCGAAGGCCAAGGCCAAAGCGACGGUGUCCCCAAGAGCAAAGUCGUCAUUGUAGACAGCGGCGAAAUGCCCAUGUAAGUGUAAAACUGAAACAAGUCUUUCUCCUGUUUUUGCCCCUUCCCUUUCCACACUCAGAAGAAAAGGUGCUUUCCUAUUCUGUACACACCUGGUGUAACUGUAACUUGAUCUUUCUAUACGCCCCUAGCAUGGAACAUUAUACUACUCUGCCACCUUCUGUCUCAAUUCUGCUAUCCUCCUCAUGCAGAUAAGCAUAACGAAAUCGUUAAAUUUUUCAAUCGAGAGUCGAAUGGUUGUGCGCUAGGGAUGGCAAAUUACCCACCCAUGGGUAAUUAUACCCAAACCCAAGUAGACCCAUUGAUAAUGGGUUGGGUAUGGGUGAAGUGCAUAUGGAUUUGGGGGUUUAUAGAUGGGUUUGGGUUUGAGGCUUCCAUAAUCUAAAUGGGUAUGUGUUGGAUAUGGAUAUCCAUUUACUUGAGGGUGUUUUAACUACACAUGCAAAAAUUGGACCUAUUUGCAAAACUUAAAAAGUUUAGGUACCAAAAUGUAAGACCAAAAAAAUUUAGGUACCAAAACGUAAUUUUCAAUUGAUAUUUUGAGGACUUAUAUGCAAAAAAAUUUAAAUUUAGGUACUAAAUAUGCAUGUCUAUUAAGUUUGGGUACCAAACUGUAAUUUGUAUUUGGGCAUGGGUACAAACCCAAAUCCAUUUGAUAUAAACCCAACUCAACCCAAAGUAAAUGGGUAUGAGUACA